Messenger RNA from Cucurbita pepo subsp. pepo (vegetable marrow), 474 nucleotides. Its product is annotated as dof zinc finger protein DOF1.7-like. NCBI's taxonomy places the organism in Eukaryota, Viridiplantae, Streptophyta, Magnoliopsida, Cucurbitales, Cucurbitaceae. Gene Ontology annotation, biological process: regulation of DNA-templated transcription. Gene Ontology annotation, molecular function: DNA-binding transcription factor activity; DNA binding. The record is from RefSeq and is a predicted model, not a curated record.
AUGGCAGAAUUAGGGCACAUGGAUUUGCAAGACAUUCGAUCCAAGCCAUGGAAGUGCCCAAGGUGCGAUUCGCCCGACACCAAAUUCUGCUAUUACAAUAACUACAAUUACUCUCAGCCUCGCCACUUCUGCAAGACCUGCCGCCGCUACUGGACCAUCGGCGGUGUCCUCCGCAACGUUCCUGUUGGCGGCGGAAAUCGCAAAGCGAAGAACAGUUCGAAGCUGAAGCCGAAGGCUGCAAUGAUCGUGAGAGAUUCGCCGUCGUCGAAAUCGAAUUCGUGGAAGUCCGAUUUGGAAAUCCUCCCGUCGCCGCUGAAGUUGAAUCAGGGGGAUCCGCCGGCGGAGAAAGGGGCCAGGGGCGAGGGAUUUGGAUCGUUGGAUCAUUUGCCGACAAGUGAUGAAACCGAACGAAUGGAUGAGAUUACCGGUGGCGUUGCAAUCGGAAAUCACGAAUAUUUAAAUUAUACAAAAUAA